CGCAACACGCCAUUAUCGAACCCGAAGCCUUUCAGUAUACCGCUCCGAACCGCUCCGUUGGCGUUCAAUUUUCUCGUACGAACCGCGCAGAGCCGAGCAAAAUCCGAUCAUGUCGUGGAUGGACCCGCCUCCGCAAGACUACUCCGAGAGCAUUACGCUGAGCAAAGAUCAGCUAAAAGUGUUGAGGAAAGCUUUCGAUGCGUUCGACACGGAGAAAUGCGGCAAAAUCACGUGCGACAACAUCAACGUGAUUUUGGACAUGUUGGGCCAUGCCACCGACACCGAGACCGUGAGAAAAAUCGUCUCAGAAAUCGAUCAUCAAGGUACCGGCACGCUGUCGUUCGACGACUUCUGCACGUUGGCGGCGAAGUUCAUGACCGAAGAGGAAGAGGAUUCGGAAGCGAUCAAAACCGAACUCAGAGAAGCGUUCAGGCUCUACGACAAAGAAGGAAACGGUUACAUAACGACCGAAGUGUUAAGAGAAAUACUGUCCGAGCUCGACAAUAACAUGUCCUACGAGGAACUGGACCAGAUGAUCGACGAGAUCGACGCCGACGGAUCCGGCACCGUAGACUUUGACGAAUUUAUGGAGGUUAUGACCGGUUAACUGAAAUAUUGCUGAAAAGGAAAAUAUACAUAACAAUCAAACGAACUUUGAACAAUAUUUGACAAUAUCUUUAUUUAUAUUUUUUUUUCCAAUGCUCAAUAAUUUAGUACAAACGUUUUACAUUUGA
Messenger RNA from Sipha flava (yellow sugarcane aphid), 734 nucleotides. Its product is annotated as troponin C-like. The coding region runs from base 110 to 607 and encodes 165 amino acids. The record is from RefSeq and is a predicted model, not a curated record. NCBI's taxonomy places the organism in Eukaryota, Metazoa, Arthropoda, Insecta, Hemiptera, Aphididae. Gene Ontology annotation, molecular function: calcium ion binding; enzyme regulator activity. The transcript has 6 exons.